Molecule: messenger RNA, 2491 nt
Organism: Nothoprocta perdicaria
Lineage: Eukaryota; Metazoa; Chordata; Aves; Tinamiformes; Tinamidae
Gene: ADAD1
Product: adenosine deaminase domain containing 1
Exons: 10
Coding region: 57-1508 (483 amino acids)
Biological process (GO): adenosine to inosine editing; RNA processing
Cellular component (GO): cytoplasm; nucleolus
Molecular function (GO): tRNA-specific adenosine deaminase activity; double-stranded RNA adenosine deaminase activity; double-stranded RNA binding
Source: RefSeq, a predicted model, not a curated record
GUUUGCAUUGCACAGCAGCUUAUCCGGCUCCUGUAUCAUCACUUCCUUCAAAAAAGAUGCUAGAGGAGUUUAUUGCAAAAUACAAAAGUGGAGUAGUAAACCCGGUAUCUGCUUUGUAUCAGUAUGCACAAAUGCACCAUGUACCACUUGAACUGAAAGAAACGAGUGCAUCAGGUGAUAACAUAGCAACUUAUUUUGCUUUCUGUGCUGUGGUGGAUGGUGUUUGCUACAAGACUGGGCUGGGACAAACCAAAAAAGAGUCUAAAGCAAAUGCUGCUAAACUGGCUCUUGUUGAGCUACUUGACUUGGAGGGUGCAGAGACAGUGAGUUCUGCAAAGUCAGGUCCUCCCUGUAUUCCUGUUGAACCCAAAACACCAGCAAACCCUGUUAACGUUUCCAAGAUACGUUUUGAAGGAAGAUCRCUUAUAUAUCAAAAGCUUUUGCAGACGCUCAAAGGAGUCUUUAACAGCCUGACUGCCAAAUACCCGGAGUACCAGAGCUGUGGCAGUUCCCUGGCUGCCUUCAUCAUUGAAAAAGCCGGACAGCAUGAAGUUGUAGCUCUAGGAACAGGAGAAUGUAAUUACAGUCAGUGCUUUCAUCUUCGUGGGAGAGUGCUGCACGACAGCCACGCCGUGGUUAUUGCGAGGCGCGCUCUGCUCCGUGAAAAAACAAGGGCAGAGAAAUCCAUAUUUUGUGCAGUGCCAGAUUCAAAGCUGCUUGCCCUGAAGCAAAAUAUAAAUAUUUUUCUCUACAUGAAUCAGUUGCCAAAAGGAUCUGCUCAGUUAAAAUCACAGCUACACCUCAAUCCACAAUCUGUAUCUGCUUAUGAAGCCAAUGAAGAAUUGAGCCUUCAUGUUGCUGUGGAAGGCAAGAUUUACCUGACUGUUUGUUGUCCCCCUAAAAUCGUUAGUGUGAACAGCAUGUCAGCCAGUGACAAAUUAACAAAAUGGGAAGUGGUUGGCAUUCAGGGAGCCUUGCUCAGUCACUUCAUUCAACCAGUUUAUAUCAACACUAUACUCAUGGGAGAUGGAAAUUGCAAGGAUACAAGAGGACUAGAAAUAGCUAUAAAGCAACGAAUUGACGAUGCACUUUCAGCCAAGCUUCCCAUGCUUUAUCUGGUCAAUAGAUCCCAUACUUACUUGGUGAAUGCUGCUCACUCCGUUCAAAUGGACGCUGAGCAGAGGUCUCUCAGUUUGAAUUGGUCUUCAUCAGACCCAUCAUUGGAGGUUGUGGAUGGGUUAAGUGGAAAAACCAUCGGAAGUUCACCCUUCAAAAGUGGUGCUUACAUGGCAAGUCGCCUUUGCAAGGCUGCCAUGUUCAGUCGUUUCAGAUUGCUGGCCGAGGAAGCCAAACAGAGUGACUUGCUUCGGAUUGAUACGUACCAUGAAGCUAAGAUUAAAUCCGAAUCGUACCAAGAAGCUAAAAACUUGCUGAAAAGCUACUUAGAGGGGCAUAGYUACGGAUCCUGGAUUUUGAAGUCUCCAUGUAUUGAACAAUUCAGUGUCUGACCRUGAGGUUUGCCUGACUUUGAGAAAAACUAAUGGUGAUUAACUGAAAUAUUUACCUGUUGGACUCAUAUAUGUUUGCAGCAUGAAAAUCCUUCUAGAACUUCUUUUUGUCAAUUGAAAUGCACUUGUUAGACAAUGUGUAACAGUUMAGUCUUUUCACAGAGUACCUUACAGUAGCUUAGCAAGGCUUGUUUUCCCUUCUCGAUGGUCUGGUGGAGUUCUUGGCAUUUUCUUUCAUGUUAAUGUGAAGAUCCUUAUGCUUUGAUUUCCUCCCCUUUUUCUCCCCCUCCGCUCUCUAUUUUUUCACAACAAUUUAGUAUUAGGAAGAAACUCAGCAAAAACAGGGUUUCCUCCAAAGAAAGAAGUAUAUUUUAAGGUGAGAAUCACUUUCAAGAACUAAAGAUAACAAUUUCUGUUUAUCAGCAUCUGACCUUUGUUAGAAUAGUUUGGGACUUUGUUUAGCAUACAGCCAAGGAUUUAAUAGUACAUUUUAUAUUGCUUCUGUUGGAAGAGCUGGAAACUAAUCUGUUAAUGCAGAUGUGAAAUUUGGAAUUACCAUGUUUUUGCUCAGGCGUCUUGUUACAAGCAGUAUUUGUCAUAACUGUUUGAUUAUUGGUAUUUUCAAUAUGUCAAAACUGCAGAUAAUAUUUUGGCCUACUAGAGGCAUCACCCUAGCUUAAGUUACCAUAACGCAGAUAUUAGUGCUUACUGACUAGUUCAGCUCUUCCUCUCWCAAACUUAGUUCAUCAGACUGAUUAGCUCUCACAAAACUGUCUGUAUAUGUAAUGCAUCUGUAAGGUGUGACCCAUCGAGAUAGGUGGUAUUUCCUUGUAUGUUAUGGUAAUGCUUGGUAAUGUUCAAAAGGAUGUUAAGUAACAUACUGGGUUCUCUGUUAUGGUAAGGUAUUAGCACAUGUAGACCAGAUAGUAAACUUGGAUUAUGCAGCUUCAUUUAAUAUUUCAUUUAAGUGUUGGAAGUUGUUA